AACUUCAUACAAAUUAUGUCAUUUGUCAAAAAUCUGGAAAACUUAACAUUUAGUAAUAGUUUUGUUUAUAGCAAGAAAAGUCAAAAACUCAAGUCGAAGCAUAUGUAUUUACCUUUAAGGAUAACCAAAAUAUUUAAAAGUUCAAACUUUUUUAAAUGCAGGACAUCCUUUGAUAAUAAAUCUAGUUCAUUUUCUAAAUCUAAAAAGAUGAAUGGCGUUAAGCAAAAAACAAAAUACUCUCCCGGCACAGUAACUCUGCAAGUGCUAGGCUGUGGGGCUGAUGGAGCACCUGCCUCGGUCUACCUGUUCACUGAUCAAUCUAGGUAUUUAUUUAAUUGUGGGGAAGGAACACAACGUUUAGCCCAUGAGCAUAAAACAAAACUGUCUAGACUGCAGCAUAUAUUUUUUACGGAUAAAUGUUGGAGCAAAUUAGGUGGACUACCAGGAUUGGCUUUAACAGCUCAGGAUGCAGGGGUUAGCCAGCUUACACUCCAUGGACCAACUGAGUUGAACACUUUGUUUCAAGCUAUGAACCGCUUUGUGGUUUUAAAGAAAAUACAAAUAGAAACAAGAAGUUCAUUGGUCAGCGAUGUAUUCGAGGAUGAAGUAAUGAACGUUUAUGCUGUCCCUAUAUUUCGGUCUGAAAAUAAUUUAAAUGAAAAGAAUGAAAAAGCGUCAACUAUUUCUUACGUUUGCAAAUUGAAGCCGAGACCUGGAGCUUUAGAUUUAAAAAAAUGUGUUGAAAAAGGCGUACCCCCAGGGCCUUUACUUGGACUGUUGAAAAAUGGAGAAGACGUAGUCUUAGAUGAUGGUACAAUUGUUAAAUCUUCUGAUGUAAGUGAACCAAGUUCAGGCGAUCAAAUAAUAAUUUUUGUUGAUAUCCCAAAUGAAGACUGUUUAAAUUCUUUAAAUCAUCAAUUUGAAAACUAUAAAAGUGCCUCUGUUGUUGUUCAUUUUGCACCAGAGCGAAUAGUUUCAACUUCUUCGUAUGAAAAGUUUUUAAAUUCCUUCGAGCCUGAGACAACGCAUAUAUUUUUGAACUCGUCAAACAAAUUUUCAGGUCACUUUGCUGCGCAUAGAUUUCAAAUUCAGUUGAACCAGUUGCACAAAAGAAUAUUUCCACUUCUGGGAGAAGUUCCAAACGCUGAUGAUGUCACUGAAGAAUUCAAACGCUCAAAACUUAAUAACCAAUGCAGCAAUGGAAACAUAAUAUCUUCUGAGCAGUUAGAUUCGCGACUUAUAUCUGAUGCUGCAUCAUUAACCUGCUUUAGACUUCGUCCAAAUAAAGGCUUAGAUAGGUCUAUGGAACUUAAAUAUACACCUGAAGAAUAUUUAAAAGAAACACAUGCAUUAGAAGGCUUUACAGAUGCCCUUCUAACAUUAAGAUCAACCCUAGAAAAUGAGAACAUUGAAAAAGCACCUGAAGAAAAAGUUUUUCCAAAGAUCACAUUUCUAGGAACAGGAUCUUGCAUUCCAAAUAAAACUCGAAAUGUAAGUGCAAUUUUAUUGCAACCAAAAGAUAAUUCGUAUGUCUUACUGGACUGUGGCGAGGGAACCCUUGGCCAAAUAAUUCGGUUCUUUGGGCCACUGCGUUGGCGAGAAGUUGUAAAAAAUAUAAAAUCCAUUUAUAUAUCUCAUUUACACGCAGAUCAUCAUAUAGGUUUAAUAGGUAUGCUUAAGGAGCGAAGUAAACUGCUCGGAACAGAGCAAACGCCUCUCUACUUGUUUGCUCCAUUGCAAAUUAAAUCAUGGCUUAGCUAUUAUAAUGAUAUUAUUGAACCAAUAGCUAAUAGUUACAAAUUAAUACCAAACGCUGAGAUGGUUGAUGUUCCUUAUAUGUCACCCGUUUUGAAAAAUAUGGGUAUUAACUCAAUGUCGACGUGUUUAGUAAGACAUUGCCAACAUUCUUUCGGAGUCUCACUUUUAUUAGAUUCAGUAGAAGAACCUAUAAAAAUAACUUACAGUGGAGAUACGAUGCCUUGUGAAGAUUUAAUUGAGCUUGGUUAUGAUUCUACAAUACUGAUACAUGAAGCCACAAUGGAAGAUGAACUCUUAGAAGAAGCUAAAAUAAAAAUGCACUGCACUAUAAGCCAGGCUUUAAGUGUGGCACAAAAAAUGAACGCCAAGCAUACUAUUUUGACACAUUUUAGUCAAAGGUACGCCAAGUUGCCUAGAAUACCUGAAGGACUCCUUAGUAAUGUAGCAAUUGCUUUCGAUUUUAUGCAGGUCUCAAUGGGUGAUUUGAAAAACUUUUCAUUGAUGUAUCCAGUGAUGAAGUUGAUGUUUUCAGAGCAUUAUGAGGAAAUGGAACGGAAAACACAAAUGCGACUUAUAAAAUCAGAACGAAAACGAAAGUCGAAUACGUAAUGUUAAUUUUUAAAUUAUUUAUGUCUAAACUCGUUAAGGUUUGAAAGUUAUUGUUAUACGCCUGAAUGAUUAAUAAAUUCAUAUAUGUGCUUGAUGCAUAUUUUUUUAUAAAAA
Messenger RNA from Eupeodes corollae, 2481 nucleotides. RefSeq names its product ribonuclease Z, mitochondrial (gene RNaseZ). Lineage: Eukaryota; Metazoa; Arthropoda; Insecta; Diptera; Syrphidae. The transcript has 11 exons. The record is from RefSeq and is a predicted model, not a curated record. Gene Ontology annotation, cellular component: mitochondrion. Gene Ontology annotation, biological process: mitochondrial tRNA 3'-end processing. The coding region runs from base 16 to 2367 and encodes 783 amino acids. Gene Ontology annotation, molecular function: 3'-tRNA processing endoribonuclease activity.